AUGUCUCCCUAUAUUCUCUCUGGCACUCUCUUCGCCUUAGCGCUGCCUCUUGUCCUCUUAAUCAAAGCACUUUUAUCCUCUAAAUCCAUCGCAGGCCAAGUCUCCGCCGGGCCCUUCAAGCCACCGAAGGGAUGGUGGACUGAUACCAAACGAUUUGGUGUUGAACAGCGGGCCAUCUUCAGCCAGAGCUGGAUUUGUGUCAGCCAUCGCAGUCGGUUCUCAAAGGCUGGUGACUAUAUCGCAUUUGAGAUUGCCGGCUUCAAACUCCUCCUUAUGCUAGGCAAGGACGAUGUGGUACGAGCAUUCCACAACGUCUGUCGGCAUCGUGCAUUUCCAGUUACUAGAAAGCCUUCUGGUUCAGCGUCUAUACUUGGCUGCAAGUACCAUGGGUGGAGCUACAACAAUAAAGGAGAACUUACAAAGGCUCCCCACUUUGAAGAUGUGAUUGGUUUUGACAAGACCCAGAAUGGCCUUUUCCCUGUUCACGCCAAGAUUGAUGAUGAUGGAUUUCUACACAUCAACCUGAACAGUAGCCCAGAAGCAGGCGAGACCAAGCUUAAGAGGACGAGGAGUAUCGGAAGGCCAGCACCUACUUGCCAGACCCAACAAUAUCUUGGAUCUUGGGAAGUAAAAGGGAAGUUCAACUGGAAGGUUCCCGAGAUCUAG
This is a messenger RNA of Fusarium musae, 666 nucleotides long. RefSeq lists its product as uncharacterized. NCBI's taxonomy places the organism in Eukaryota, Fungi, Ascomycota, Sordariomycetes, Hypocreales, Nectriaceae. The record is from RefSeq and is a predicted model, not a curated record. Bases 1 to 666 code for a protein of 221 amino acids. The transcript has 3 exons. Gene Ontology annotation, molecular function: 2 iron, 2 sulfur cluster binding.